Molecule: messenger RNA, 2774 nt
Organism: Austrofundulus limnaeus
Lineage: Eukaryota; Metazoa; Chordata; Actinopteri; Cyprinodontiformes; Rivulidae
Product: nuclear body protein SP140-like protein
Exons: 16
Coding region: 159-2015 (618 amino acids)
Biological process (GO): humoral immune response; regulation of transcription by RNA polymerase II
Cellular component (GO): nucleus; cytoplasm
Molecular function (GO): DNA-binding transcription factor activity, RNA polymerase II-specific; protein binding; translation regulator activity
Source: RefSeq, a predicted model, not a curated record
UCUCAGGUCUGGGGCAACUUCCGGUGUUGUGCGAAAUUCAGUUCCCCUUUCCAGGACACUUAGGRGAUAUUUUGAUUCUUCAAUUUUUUUGUCAUGUAAACAGCUGAAGAGCAGAAGAGUUUCUUUGCACUCACCGCUGAKCACAAACCAUCAUCGUCAUGGACCCGCUGGACUUCCUCGACAACAAAGAGCUGCUGAGGUUCUUCCACCGCCGUAAAACCGAGAUGUCCUGCAUGGAAAACCCGCACAUGUUCCUGAGCCAGCUCAGGGAUUACAGCCUGGUCCAGGAGAAAAAAUACAAGAAAGUGAUUCGAAUGAAGAGUAAAGAAAAUCUGAAGAGAGAAAUUUAUGAACUCCUGGACUGGAUUGAGACAGACCAAUCGGAGAAGAUCAAAGUUUUCUGGAGAUGUGUCUUCAAGGACARCAUCUUGAACCAGUACCCCACUCUGAAAAUGCUGCAUAACAGCCUGAUGGAUGGCUCUUAUAAGUUUGACAUACAACUGCCUGAGAUGGUGAAAGAGGCAGAGAAUGWCAAAGGGGACGACAGUGGGAGGAGUUCAGAAGAUGAGGAGUUACAAAGCAAUUCAGUGAAAAAAGAAAAGAAAAUCAGAAGCACGAGUACUGAUGGUGAUGAGGAGAAGCCUGGUCCAUCAGCUCAGCUGACACCAAAGAGAAAGUCUAAGAAAAUACGUUUCUCUUCCCCUUUGAAGAAAGGUGAGAAAGGUGACAUUUGGACCUGGCCCAUCUAUAAAUCCCAGCUGCCUGUGACCUGUGGGAGUGCAAUGGGAACACUCAUACGAGACAGACUGGCUAAAGGAGAAAAAUGCAUUCUGGUGAAAAAUCGGUGGUUUAAACCCACUGAGUUUGAGAAGUUUGCAGGGAAAGGAAGCUGUAAGAACUGGAAGUUAAGCAUCCGAUGUAUGGACYUCCCGCUAGGAAAACUCAUCAAGGACGGUCACCUGAAGUCAGUACGCUACAAAAGAAGAAGAAYUCAGGCAAAGAAACAUAGUUCAUCCUCCAGUCAUUCAUGCACAGGGUCUGAAGAAGAGGGUGAAGAUAUAGAGGAUAACCAGGAGGAUGAGGUUUUAUCAAGUGAAGAAAAAAAUUCAACGGACACCACAGGAGAAGAAGACAUGAAAGAUCAGGACGAGCAGCAGCCGGAACCCAACCCUGACUGUUCUAAAGGGAUUUUGAAAGUGACAUGUGGAGCUUUAUCUGGGAGUUUAAACAAAAUUCGAUUUGCUUCAGGCAGAUGUGGGAAAAGUAUUCGCACAGAGAUGAGCUGGUUGACCCCAGAGGAGUUUGUUAAGGAAGCAUUGGGUCAUGAAAAUGGCUCCUGGAGGAAGGACAUAGAGUAUAAUGGAAAGCCACUCUGUUCCGUCAUCGAGGCAAAAGUGUUGAAUUUGCACUCACUGCUUUGCUCUUGCCAACUGUGCAAACCGGAACCUGAAGACCUGGACGACCAGAAAAAUGACGAUGAAUGUUUCAUCUGUAAAACUGAUGGCGUGUCUGUUUUGGUGGAGUGCGAUCACUGUCCGAGAUCCUUCCACCAGACGUGCCACAUGCCUCAUAUAGAAGAGAAAGUUAAAAGUGAUGUCAGACCUUGGAUGUGCACGUUCUGUGUUUUUAAAGCCAACCAAGUGUACCGUUAUGCUGAUGAGCAGAUGACUGAAGCUGUCUUGUCUCGCCAAAUAUCUCAACACAUGCUGGAAUGCCAGUAUCUCCUCCUGUAUCUGUUCAAUGCUGACGAGGAGCAAAUAUUUGCCUCAAACCCCACACUUCAUAUAGAAAGCUACUCCCGUUUUAUUAGGACUCCAAUGUGGCUGGGCAACAUAGCUGAGAAACUGCAGAAGAAACAGUACACGACGGUUGGCGAGUUUGUGUCUGAUGUAGAGCUCAUUUUCACCAACUGUGCCACAUUCAACCAGAGCAACCCCAAGUUCCUUGCCAUGGGUGAUCAUCUGAAACAAUUAUUUGAUCAAGAGUUUAAGAAAGCCUUCAACAUCCAUGCUUAGACGACAAACUUGUGGACCAAAUUGUGGAAAUGUUACAAAUGUAAAAUAUAAAUGUUACGACCGUAACAUUUGUCCAAAUGAAUUGUUUUGUWUUAAAUUGAACUGUCAGUAUGUAGAAAAUCACUGUGAAGGUGAAAAAAUACUGAACUAUACGAGCAUCAUUAUUCUCAUCUGGUACAUUAUGUUUUCUUUCUGGUGCAAAAGUUUUUUGGUUUAGUUUUUUUUUUUUUAACAUUUUAACUAGUGUGCAACUACAGUCACACGUUUAACACAACCACGGUUUUUUAACUUAAUUUUUAAGGUAUUGAUGCUAUACUCACCGGCCACAUUUAUUAGGUUCACCAUAGCAUCAGUCUAAAAAACCACCUUUGGGAUGUUGUGGAAUGGGAGAUUCCCAUCAUGGAUGUGCAGCGGAAAAUCUGCAGCAACUGUGUGAUGCUGUGUCAAUAUGGAUGGAAUGUUUCCAGCACCUCGUUGAAUCUAUGACACGAAAGAUUAAGGCAGUUCUGAAGGCAAAAGGGAGUCCAACCCGGUACUAGCAAGGUGUAAAGUGGCCAGUGAGCGUAUGAGUAACAAUGUGCAUUAAAACUAUUUAAAAAUGUUCUUCUUGAUUUUAAUAUUAUUAUUAUUAGGAUCACGUAACACUUUUUUUAAUAAAUGUAUUUUAAAAUGUCUUUUAUGAAAGAUUUGAAUGUCACUGUAUUUCCAGUUGUACUACUUUCUCUACACUUUAAAUGUGUAAAUAAAAAAUUAUGUUGA